UCUAGAUUUCCGCGAUGGUCACAUGGCGCGAAAUGGAAGGGCGUGGGUGAAUUUUCUCGGUUGUUAUUCAUUUCCAAUUGCGGAGGAAUUGGCAUUUACAGGAAAGAAAGGAAGUGGGGAUCGUUAAUGUGCGCUGCAACGGAAGGAACGUCGUAGUUAUUAAACACUACAUUAUUGUUAGCUUUAAAUCCGGGGUUUCGAGGCUUUAAAAGCUGACAAUUUUUCUUCCGACGGAUCAACGAACAAAUGGCAAGACAAUCUUGUUAGCGAACUACUACGUCUGCGUGCGCCAUUCUGCAUCUAAGCCGCUAUCUUUCUCUCCAACGGCAGGAUUCGGGAUUGCAAUUGAAGGAGGGAAUUUUUUAAGUUUGGUUUACCAAAUCAUUCCUUUCUGCCAAAUUCUUACUGGUAAUAAUAUAAAAUGCCUAAGACAAGAAGUCACCGUGAGUUGGUUGGUAGAAGAUCCAGGGUGGCUCCUUACUUAUCCAGCAUUGCUCAGGAUAAAGAGGGAUUAGCACCAGAGAACCAUGAUGUCUCCUUAAAAAAGGAUUGGGAGGAUGCAACGUGUGCCGUCUGUAUGGACUUCCCUCACAAUGCUGUUCUUCUUUUGUGCUCGUCACAUGAUAAAGGAUGUCGCCCUUACAUGUGUGCGACUAGCUACAGGCAUUCCAAUUGCCUUGACCAGUUCAGGAAGGCAUAUUCAAAAUCCUCAUCAAUAAAUGCUCCAGAGAAUUCUGUUGAAAGCUCUGCAUCGAGAUUGGAACCAAUGGCCCAUACACAUUUGGAGCAUGACACCUCAGAUAAUAUAAGUCCUUCAGAUUUUCAGGUGUUUGGACCUCCAAGACCAGUCUCAGACAGUGAAGAUGCAUCUGUAGAAGAAGAUUUAUCUCCCCCUCUGGAUUCAACUUUAAACAGACCACGAGAGAAAUGGGAAGCACCAGAGUUAGCUUGCCCUCUCUGUAGGGGUCAAGUUAAAGGUUGGACAGUUGUGGAAGCAGCUCGUAAAUAUUUAAAUGCCAAGACAAGGAGCUGCUCACAGGAUUCAUGCUCAUUUGUGGGAACUUAUGAAGAGCUUAGGAAGCAUGCAAGGCAUGAACAUCCACUGGCUCGUCCACAAGAAAUAGACCCUGAUCGUCAAAGAAACUGGCGAAGACUGGAGCGACAGCGUGACCAUGAUGAUGUUAUAAGCACUAUUCGGGCAACAAUGCCGGGUGCUUUGGUACUUGGCGACUACGUGAUUGAGGGUGGCAAUAUUGGCAAUGAAGGAGAUGAUCUGGAUUUCCCAGGUGAUGAGCGAAAUUGGCUAAAUGUCUUCCUUUUAUUUCAGGCAUUUGGUCCAUCUGCCAACAUCACAAAUAGCAGAAACAUUCCCUCAAGACUGAGGGGCCUUGCUAGAGGUUAUCACAGGUUAGGAAUGUCUCCAAUUGCUAGGCAAGUGCCAUGGGGAGAAAAUUUUCAUGGAAGUCCUGCUUCUGAAGGUAAUUUGUCUGUGAGUAGUGAUGCCAGAGAAGGGACCACAAGCCCUGCCAGGAGGAGGCGUAGGAGUCGGCGGAGGUCUAGUGAUUUGAUAUGAUUGUUUGUUAGAGAUGCUCCAGUUUCUGGCUGGUUAUAGAAUUGGUAUUUCUUGGAAGUAGAUUCUAGUUGCAUUUAAGUGUAUUAUUUAGCAAUUUUAGCCAUUUGAAACUUGGAAGGAUUUUCUUUAUUUAACAGUUUUUUUCUCU
Cryptomeria japonica (Japanese cedar) is the source of this 1721-nucleotide messenger RNA. RefSeq lists its product as uncharacterized. Lineage: Eukaryota; Viridiplantae; Streptophyta; Pinopsida; Cupressales; Cupressaceae. The transcript has 3 exons. Bases 422 to 1573 code for a protein of 383 amino acids. The record is from RefSeq and is a predicted model, not a curated record.